Maylandia zebra (zebra mbuna) is the source of this 1264-nucleotide messenger RNA. The record is from RefSeq and is a predicted model, not a curated record. NCBI's taxonomy places the organism in Eukaryota, Metazoa, Chordata, Actinopteri, Cichliformes, Cichlidae.
AGAACCCACAUUAGCUAAAUACGGAAAUGGCUCCUCCAACAUAUGCUCCGCUUUGCUCCAUUUCGCUGUUGGUCGGCGUCUUCGUGUUUGUCUCAGCAGAUCAGAAAAUCAUCCCAGCUAAAUCUGGACAGAAGAACGUCACUCUGCCAAGUCGAGCUCCAAACAACAACGUCAUUAUUAUUGUAGAGUGGAGCAGAGCUGACCUGGGGGAAGAAUAUGUGCUUCUGUUUCGGGAUAAGAGGCUCAAUCCAGACGAACAGCAUCCAUCUUUUAAGAACCGGGUGGAUCUGCAGGACAGACAGAUGAAGGAUGGAGACGUGUCUUUGAUUCUGAAGAAUGUGACGAUUAAUGAUGCUGGAACAUACGAGUGUGGUGUCGUCCAAAGAGAAGCAAAGCGCAGGAAGAGAGGUGUUUUAGAUAAUGAGCCCAUCAGCAGCAUCUACCUGAGUGUUGUUCCUCCAGGUCAGACAGGAGGAGACACAGAGGAUGGAGGGAAGGAGGAUGGAUCUGUUAGACUGAAAGUUGGUCUGUCAGUUUCUGCUGUGCUUCUUGUUGCUGCUGUUGUUGGAUUUUUGGUCUACAGAAAACAUAAACAACAACAGGGUCAGGGUUCAUACCAGCCUCCCGUUGAAUCUCAGGAUGUUUGAAAUGUCAGCUUAACUGUGAUUCUUGUGCUUUUAUUUUCAGUCUUGUCACUGAACAUGUUGAAAGACAGAAAUCUAUAACACUAAACAUCUAUCAGGUACCUGUCAGACACGUCCAGAUUUUAGUUUGGAUUUACAUUUUACAUCUAAAGAAAAGAAAAAGUUCAUUGCAUUAUAGACAGUUAAUAUCUGUCUGAAAGCAUUAAGAAUCCAUUGAUCAAAUGUUACUUUUUUGACCAAUUUUUAAAUGUAAUUACAUUAAAAUGAAACCAACACAUUUCAUUGUAGCUGCAGAGUCCGACAUUUCCUUCCUUUGACCUGGAACGAUUCAUGCAGUGGGAAGCACAGGCUUCAUUGAACUUUACCUUCCAUGAAGGAGACUCUUCAGUCUGUUACUGUCCAAUUGUUACUUCAUUUUAAAUAAUCCAAAAGCUUUUCAUAUAUUUCUGCUUUAUUUCUAUAUAAUUUUUUUAUGCUAAUUUGUUCACUGAGAAAGUUUCACAUAUGUUAGUCCUUAAUGGAUGUGGGCUGUUUUUCUUUACAUUUUCUGUGGCUGUAAUUAUUAGUAGUAUUAUUUUAAUCAGAGGCUUUCUGACUUCGUGAAACUGGUGAUGCCGGUU